GGCUGGACCCUGGGGCUGGAGCAGCCUGGCACAGGGGAAGGUGUCCCUGUCCCUGGCCGCUGGCGCGUUCAGGUGACACUGGCUGUGCGCAGGGGCCGGGUCACUGCGGCUUCGCCUCCUUCCAUUACUGUAAUUGGGCCUGAGCGGCCCCGGCCCGGGCGGGCCGGGCUGGGAUGAAUAAUUCACCGCCUGGAAACAAAACCUCCGGCCUCAAAACCGCUCGGCAUCUGCCGCCGAGCCCCGGCGUGGGAAAGGUGCCAGGAGCGCCGGGGGAGAGGAGCCGGCGGGUUCCCCGGGGCCGGAGCUGGGGAUGCUCCGGCACCCCGAGCCCGGCGCCGCUGCCCCGGAGCCUCCCGGGUUUUCCUCCCGCCGAACGGGAACGGGAGCGCUCUGCCCCUUCCCUUCCCCGCUCUCUCCCCGCCCCGCAGAGCGGGAUGUCCCUUGCUGUGCAGGGCGGCCACUCCGCUCCGGGGCUGCGCCAGCCGCCCUCGGCUCCGCGGUGUCCCCGUGUCGCGGGCGCGGUGUCCCCGGGCUGGAACAGCUCUCGGACAGCGACAGGCACGGCGCGGCGCCACCAGCGCCUCCCAAACCCAUCCCCGAAGGGGCUCGGCUGCGCCCGGAGCCCAUCCCAGCCCCUGCCCCCGGCCAGCCGGGACCCGCUAGGGUCGCCCGCCGUAACCCCUGGCCGUGGGCGCUUUGGGGACCGUGCCCCCCCGCCCUGUCCCCGCCCUGACGUCACCCGCCCCCCCGUGUCCCCGCACCUGCGGCGGGAUGGAGCCCGGAGCUCGCCUGUGCCUCGCCCUCUGCCUCGCCGGCGUCCUCCCGGCCCCGGGCUGCCGGGGCGCGCCGGGAAGGUUCGCCUACAAACUGCUCCACGACCUCUUCGCCAACUACUCCAGCGCCCUGCGCCCCGUGGAGGACACGGACCGGGCUCUCAACGUCACCCUCAAGGUCACCUUGGCCCAGAUCAUCGACAUGGACGAGAGGAACCAGGUCCUCACCUCCUACCUGUGGGUCCGCCAGACCUGGCUGGACGCACACCUCGCCUGGGACAAGGACGAGUACGGCGGCAUCGACAGCAUCCGCAUCCCUAGCAGCUACGUCUGGCGGCCGGACAUCAUCCUCUACAACAACGCCGACGAGCACUUCGGCGGCUCCAUGGAGACCAACGUGGUGCUGCGCUCCGACGGGCACAUCACCUGGGACUCGCCCGCCAUCACCAAGAGCUCCUGCAAGGUGGACGUGUCCUACUUCCCCUUCGACGGGCAGCAGUGCCGCCUCACCUUCGGCUCCUGGACCCACAACGGCAACCAGAUCGACCUCCGCAACCAGCUGGACACCGGGGACCUGACGGACUUCGUGGAGAACGUGGAGUGGGAGGUGCUGGGCAUGCCGGCCACGAGGAACGUCAUCACCUACGGCUGCUGCUCCGAGCCCUACCCCGAUGUCACCUACACGCUGCUCCUGCGCCGCCGCGCCUCCUUCUACAUCUUCAACCUGCUGCUGCCCUGCAUCAUGGUCUCCUUCCUGGCGCCCCUGGGCUUCUACCUGCCGGCCGACUCGGGGGAGAAGGUGUCGCUGGGGGUGACGGUGCUGCUGGCCCUCACCGUGUUCCAGCUGCUGGUGGCCGAGAGCAUGCCCCCCUCGGAGAGCGUCCCGCUCAUCGGCAAGUACUACAUCGCCACCAUGACCAUGAUCACGGCCUCCACCGCGCUCACCAUCUUCAUCAUGAACGUGCACCACUGCGGGCCGGGGGCCCGGCCCGUGCCCCCCUGGGCGCGCCGGCUCAUCCUGCACCACAUGGCCCGGCUCUGCUGCGUCUACGAGGUGGGCGAGAGCUGCAAGAGCCCCCGGCGGGCGCUGGGCGGGGGGCGGGAUGCCGGGGGAGCGGGCGAGAGCCCCGGGGAGGGGCAGGUGGGCACGGAGGUGAGGGGCUGCCCCUGGGACCACUGCCUGUGCCACCACGACGCCCUGCUGAGGAACGUUGGGUACAUCGCCGGCUGCUUCCGGCGCCACCGCGCCAACCAGCGCCGCACCGGCGAGUGGAAGAAGGUGGCCAAGGUGAUGGACCGCUUCUUCAUGUGGGUCUUCUUCCUCAUGGUCUUCCUCAUGAGCGUGCUGGUCCUGGGCAACGCUGCCUGAUGGCUCUGCGGGCCCAGCACCGCGACCCCCAGGGACGGCGGGGGCUGCGGGUGCCUCGUGGGGGUGACACAAAUGUCCCUGCUCCCCCCAGAGCUGCAGGGCGGGAGCUGCGCCAUCACUGGGGGGAGGUGCCUGAGAGUGGGACCCCCAGCUGCAGGGCCGGGGGGUCCCAGCCCCUGUCUGGCUGUACCAGAGUGGGCACCACAUCCCCCCGUGGCACCCUGCACCAGGGAAACGCACCAAACCGGCAAUAA
Molecule: messenger RNA, 2396 nt
Organism: Motacilla alba alba
Lineage: Eukaryota; Metazoa; Chordata; Aves; Passeriformes; Motacillidae
Gene: CHRNA10
Product: cholinergic receptor nicotinic alpha 10 subunit
Exons: 5
Coding region: 772-2142 (456 amino acids)
Biological process (GO): chemical synaptic transmission; signal transduction; regulation of membrane potential
Cellular component (GO): postsynaptic membrane; neuron projection; synapse
Molecular function (GO): transmembrane signaling receptor activity; acetylcholine-gated monoatomic cation-selective channel activity
Source: RefSeq, a predicted model, not a curated record